This is a messenger RNA of Daphnia magna, 1387 nucleotides long. RefSeq names its product E3 SUMO-protein ligase ZBED1-like. Bases 702 to 1187 code for a protein of 161 amino acids. The record is from RefSeq and is a predicted model, not a curated record. The transcript has 4 exons. Lineage: Eukaryota; Metazoa; Arthropoda; Branchiopoda; Diplostraca; Daphniidae.
CAUUAUUAGACGAUAAGACGCAAGAUAAGACUCGUUUCUAAAAUUGCACGACCUACCUCAACAGUUUAAAAAUUUUACUGCAUACAAUUUAUCCUACUGACUGAAGACUCUGAAGUCUGAAGUACUAAUUUUGUGAUUUAUCACUGGUAAAGUGAACUAGAAUAUCCCUUCAAGACUUCAUGAUAUCGAGCAAAUGGGGCGUCCAAAAAUGAAUAAGCCUAUACCAACCAAGAAAGGCCAGAGAGGAAGGCCUCGAAAGAACAAUCCCAAACAUCCAUCAUGUGAGCUCGACAAUGAUGUUGGACAAGAAGUUGAAAAUAUCCCAGAAGAACAGGAUAGUAACAUAAGUGAAGAACAAGACGAGAAUGAAGGAGAGCAAGAUGAAUCAAAUACAACAAUUGGUUCCAACUCAAGUGGAAGUUCAAAACCACCACCUGGUAACCUAAUCUCAAACUUUACAAUCCAAAGCUGGCCCUCUUGGCGUAAGAAAUUUUUUACUAACUGGAGAGAAGACACCAAGAAGGUAUACGCCCAAUGCCUGUUUUGUCAAGAUAAACGUUUUUUUCUCUGGAUCAAAACAAGCUUACACCAACUUUUCAACUCAUUGUUCAAGAGUUCACUGCGAAGAAUGGCAAAAGUUUACAGCACCAGGAACAGUUCGAAAUCAAGGUUCAAUUAAGCCUUUCACUGUUCAAACUACGAUGCAUAAUUCAAGAAAAAACCAGUUAGACGUAGGGCUCACUCGAGUUGUAAGCGAAGGGAAUCUUUCUCUUAACAUCUUAGCAAACAAAACUGUUCGUGAAUGGAUUGAGAUGGCAGUUCCUGGUUACCAUUUGCCCUCGGUUUAUGUAAUGAGAAACUCACUCAUACCACAAAGAUAUGAACAAAUUAAGGAAUACAUCAAGAAGAAACUGUCAUCCUGCACGGCUUUAUCUAUAAUACUAGAUAUUUGGUCAUGUAAGAGUAUGGUCGGUUACAUUGGCUAUACUUGUUCUGGAGUAUUGAAAACAUAUGAGCCGUUCAAGUGCUUCUUAUCAAUUAGACAAGUCAAAGGGAAACAUACUGGUGAAGCAAUUCUUAAUGAAUAUGAAGAUGUCAUACAGGAGUGGGAUAUUCCAAUUUCAAAGAUCGAACUAAAGCUGGUUUGUUUGAAAAGUUACUUUUUCUCAAACAUAAUUCAAAGUUGAUCAAUAACCCUGUGGCCUGUUGAAUGACUUGAAUCUCAUUUCUCAUUGAAUUGAACUCAAUUUUUAAUGAUUGAUCAGUUAAUAAACAAAACUGGACCAGCCAACAAAGAAUAAAAAAUGUCUUUUACCUUUUCUAAAAAAUUACUAUUCACAAACUCACCAGAUAUUAUGCGUAGCUUCACUAGCUUCAGCUUGACUAU